AUGUACAUAUAUAUAUUAUUAUUGCAGAUAACUGGAAAAACUAUCGGACAAGUUCACGCAGUGUCGGAUAUGCAUCAGAGGAAGGCCGAGAUGGCCCGGCAAGCCGAUGCCUUCAUAGCCCUUCCUGGUGGCUAUGGCACGCUCGAAGAGUUGCUUGAAGUAGGGCUUUUGAAUGUGGAGGGUUAUUACAAUAGCUUGUUGUCUUUUAUUGAUAAGGCCGUUGAUGAAGGAUUUGUGUCUCAGGCUGCACGUAGAAUUAUCGUCUCAGCCCCAACACCCAAACAAUUAAUCACACAGCUUGAGGAACAUAUUCCAGAAUACGAUGAAAUUACAGCCAGCUUGAUAUGGGAAGAGGUUGAAAGAAAUUACAUCUCCGUGUAA
Messenger RNA from Striga asiatica, 381 nucleotides. Lineage: Eukaryota; Viridiplantae; Streptophyta; Magnoliopsida; Lamiales; Orobanchaceae. The record is from the annotation of a GenBank genome assembly.